AUGUCGGUCGCCACCGGAGUUGCUCCUGCAAACGAUAGUGGUACCAGUAGAAACAGACUUAAGCUGAACGGAGCACUCACCGUCACGACCACUGCCGUCAAAGAUGGCAGCAACAGGAGCGGCGGCAUGGAAACGAGCUGUAUAGUCGACAACAGCCUGCAAAGUCACCCAACCACAUCAGAGGCGUCCGACUCGGCGACCGUGCCGGAUUCAGAACCAUCGCUCCUCAGUGCCCCAGAGUCCCCCGCAACGAAGGCCGGCAAUGACGAGACACACACGAAAUCCGCAGAAGAGCCCAAGCCCAAGUCCAAGUGGACGCUCGCCUGGCGCUGGUGCAAACGCGCCUCGACCCCAUACUCCAGCCAACCCCACAAUACCACCAAAACCACAAACCAGCGGCCCCACCACCUCCCCAAGAGAUACCCAGCCAUGCCUCCCACGCCCGCAGACCACGUCCCCCAUCAAAUCCCCGCACACAUCGCCGCGAAGCUCAUGCACAUCAACCCCAACAGCGAACAUAUCAAGACAGAGCGAGAGCGAAGGACGCCGGAUUACCAGAGCUCGAAGCGGCUUGCCAGGACAGAGUGGGAGAACACGCGGCGGGAGUGUCGUCUGCGAAGGAUCGACAUGGAAUACUGGGAGGGGUCGCGUGAUCGUGGAAGCGCCGGCUUUCUGGCUGUCGACGUCACGGGAAGAUUGAAGGCGACGCGGCUCAAACAUCCCGGGCUGGGGGAAUAUCGAGAGUCGCCGUUCGUGAAACCUACUAGUUGUAAAGGCAGGUAA
Messenger RNA from Cyphellophora europaea CBS 101466, 783 nucleotides. RefSeq lists its product as uncharacterized. The record is from RefSeq and is a predicted model, not a curated record. The transcript has a single exon. Lineage: Eukaryota; Fungi; Ascomycota; Eurotiomycetes; Chaetothyriales; Cyphellophoraceae. Bases 1 to 783 code for a protein of 260 amino acids.